AUGGACAGAGAAGUUGAAGCUCAGAUUGGCUUGAAUAAUGUGAAGAUUUUGAAAUCGAAUAUUUUGGAUUCAGAUGAGGGGAAAUUAUUUUUGAAGUUUGGGGAUGAAGAUUUGGUAAUUGGGGAGCUGGAAUCACUAAAAGCCAUUCAAUCUACUGAAACAAUAUUAUGUCCGAAGCCUUUUGGAAUAAUCAGACGAAAUGGUUCUUAUUCACUAAUCACAAGUUAUAUUGAUUUUCAACUCAGAAAGGACUGGGCCCUGGCAGGGUCUCAACUGGCCAAAAUGCACGCAAAAAAUGGUGAGCAACUGGCUCAAAAUGCUCGGCGAACUCGAUUCGUAAGCGUCAAUUCCGGAAUGUCAGAUAUUUCGAAAUCUGAAGAAGGAGAGCAGAUUGGUACAGAAAAUUUUGGAUUUCAUGUGACAACGUGUUGUGGAAGAUUAGGGCAAGAGAAUGAUUGGACGGAGACUUGGGAGGAAUUCUUCAUUCGUCACCGCCUUAAGCCACAAAUUGAUAGAUUAAUCGAGACUCACAACGAUCGUCAACUUUUCGAACUGUCCGAAAUACUCUAUACAAAAACCGCCAAACUUCUGAAAUGUCGAGAAAACGUGCUUCCAUCUCUUGUUCACGGAGAUUUAUGGGGUGGAAAUUGGAGUAUGACUACUGCUGAUGGUGCUCCAGAGCCAAUAAUAUUUGAUCCAUCGUCAAGUUAUUCGGAUCCUGAAUUUGAAUUUGGAAUUAUGAAAAUGUUUGAAAUACAAAAAGCGGAUAAGCCUGUCUCUGGAAUUCAAAUCUCUUGGCAAAUCGAUUCUGAUCGACGUCAAAGUAUUUCGGAGCUGGGGGACUGACUUCGACGAAUCGAUGUAUCAUAGAAUGCAGAAAUGUAUAAAAACCCUCAAAAUCUUUCAAGUUUUAAUGUGUAUUCCAGAAGCUAAAAUAGAAAAGAAGCAUCAAUUUUAUUUGGAGACAGUUUUCAGAAAUGUACUUUCUUCCAAAUUGAUGUGCCCAAAUUUUUGGCUCGAAAUUUCCACUUUAUGGUUUAAUUUUAAAGAGAAAACGUUUUUUGUCCUAAUGUUUUAGAAAUGAUAAAUGAUCAAAAUUGCAUUUUGCAUUGCAUUUUAUCUCUUGUCAACUCAAAUUAACAAUAAAAAAUGAUUUUGAAAAA
Molecule: messenger RNA, 1163 nt
Organism: Caenorhabditis elegans
Lineage: Eukaryota; Metazoa; Nematoda; Chromadorea; Rhabditida; Rhabditidae
Gene: Y116A8C.25
Product: protein-ribulosamine 3-kinase
Exons: 7
Coding region: 1-846 (281 amino acids)
Molecular function (GO): protein-ribulosamine 3-kinase activity
Source: RefSeq, marked reviewed